This is a messenger RNA of Arabidopsis arenosa, 1543 nucleotides long. The record is from the annotation of a GenBank genome assembly. Lineage: Eukaryota; Viridiplantae; Streptophyta; Magnoliopsida; Brassicales; Brassicaceae.
CAUUCAUCUCUCAUUCCAAACCAAAAGCAAGAACAAAAAGAAGAAGAAAAGAAACACAAAUCAACAAUGGCGGUGAAGAAGAAAGUUUCAUGGAGAUCAUUAAUCGUUGGAUGUUUAGGAGAUCCAGAAACCCUAAUGGCUUCUUCAAAGAAACCUAAAAGAAAAGAUGACGUCAUCAAGAAACAGAGCUCGUUUCAAAGACUAUCGAUUCUUGAUAUGAGCAAUCCAAGUUCCAACACUUUAUCAGAAGAUCUAUCGAUUUCUUUGGCUGGAUCAGAUCUUCAUGUGUUUACCCUAGCAGAGCUUAAAGUCAUUACACAAAGCUUUUCAUCGACAAAUUUCCUCGGUGAAGGAGGGUUUGGUCCUGUUCAUAAGGGUUUCAUCGAUGAUAAGCUACGUCCUGGUCUUAAAGCUCAGCCUGUUGCUGUUAAAUUGCUUGAUCUUGAAGGUCUUCAAGGUCACCGUGAAUGGCUGACGGAAGUUAUGUUUUUAGGACAAUUGAAGCAUAAAAAUUUGGUGAAAUUGAUUGGUUAUUGUUGUGAGGAAGAACAUAGAACUCUUGUUUAUGAGUUCAUGCCUCGUGGCAGCUUAGAGAAUCAACUAUUCAGAAGAUACUCUGCCUCGCUUCCAUGGUCAACAAGAAUGAAGAUCGCUCAUGGAGCUGCAACAGGACUUCAAUUCUUACACGAAGCCGAAAAUCCCGUUAUCUAUCGGGAUUUCAAAGCCUCGAAUAUCUUGUUAGAUUCGGAUUACACGGCGAAACUCUCUGACUUCGGGUUAGCCAAAGACGGACCAGAAGGAGACGAUACUCACGUGUCAACGCGAGUGAUGGGUACACAAGGCUACGCGGCUCCUGAAUACAUUAUGACCGGUCAUUUAACAGCAAGAAGUGACGUGUACAGCUUUGGAGUCGUGUUGCUCGAGCUUUUGACUGGACGAAGAUCAGUAGACAAAAAGAGAUCAUCGAGGGAACAGAACUUAGUGGACUGGGCUCGUCCAAUGCUCAAUGACCCACGUAAACUAUGUCGAAUCAUGGACCCGAGACUUGAAGGUCAGUACUCAGAGACAGGAGCAAGAAAAGCAGCAACAUUGGCUUACCAAUGCUUAAGCCACCGACCGAAGAACCGGCCUUGUAUGAGUGCUGUUGUCUCUAUCCUCAACGAUCUUAAGGACUAUAAUGAUAUUCCUAUGGGGACAUUUACUUACACGGUGCCAAACACUCCGGACAAGUCAGUCUCGGACAAUAAAGAAGAUGAAGGUCGUGUGGGUAAUAAGCCACGUAAGAGUAGUCACCAUCAUCAUCAACAACAAAGUAAUCAUCCACGGUCGUCGCCAUCACCAAUGGCCAAGUCACCAUCGCCGACGACCAAGUCGCCAUCUCCCACGGCCAAGUCGCCGAGGAAUUCCAGAGAAAACCACCGGAGAACGUUGAGAAAUGGAGUGGAUUCGCCGUUGAGAAGUGAGGCAGGUGGGGAACGGUACUGAGUUUUCUAGUCUCACCAACUCUUAAAAUUCUUUUUUUUUAUAAAUUAAAUCUAAUGUA